Messenger RNA from Aspergillus caelatus, 1909 nucleotides. RefSeq names its product putative MFS transporter. Gene Ontology annotation, biological process: transmembrane transport. Bases 116 to 1765 code for a protein of 549 amino acids. The transcript is spliced from 2 exons. NCBI's taxonomy places the organism in Eukaryota, Fungi, Ascomycota, Eurotiomycetes, Eurotiales, Aspergillaceae. The record is from RefSeq and is a predicted model, not a curated record. Gene Ontology annotation, molecular function: transmembrane transporter activity.
CUUCCCUCCAGAUCAUAUAACCUAAGUGUAUACUUAUCCAUGAUUCCCGAGACUUUCGGCGAAUCCCUUCAACCCGGAAUCAAAUCGGAAUAUGACCUGAAUUGAUCGGAGAAACAUGGCUUCCCAACGAGCUCUAUUUACGGCGAGCCGCACGCAGACCUUGACCUACUUGCUAGCCGUCUGCCCGUUUUCAAUUGCUUUUCUAGUCUAUAUCAACUCCUCCAUCUCGUUUGUGGUCACAGAAUUGAUUGGAUUGCAUGAUGGCGAAGGAGAUGCCGUCGGAACCCUCGGGUUUGCAGAUGAAUUACUUGCGCUGGUCGCUUGUCCUCUGUGGGGGGUGCUUUCGGACCGCAUAGGUGUCCGCCAUGUUUGUGUGGCUGGCUAUGGCAUUAUAGCCGUCGCAUUGGUUGUAUUUGUCCAAUCCAAGAAUGUUUACCCGCAACUUCUUCUGGGACGGUUGUUAUUUAGUAUCGGCGGCUCUGCGGUCUCGACCAUGGUGACGGCAGUUCUUCCAACUGUGACCGGGAGCUCCGACGAACAAGAAUCUAGCGAGACAGUGAACACGCAAAAUGGUUUCAACCAUGAAGCAUCAUCUCAAGCCCAAUCAGACGGCGAAGCGAACACGCCUUCCUCUCGAUUGGCUGGAUUCGUAGGAAUGUGCGCUGGCUGCGGCGCCCUUGUAUCUCUUGUUAUAUUCCUUCCACUUCCCGCCAAAUUCCAGACACUCGGUUUAUCGCCAUCAGAAGCCAUUCAGUGCAGCUACUACAUAGUCGCUGUAGUUGCUCUCCUGGUCAGCAUAUGGUGUCUAUUCGGCCUCCGGGAUCUUCCCGGCGAAGAAAGGAAGACAUGGAACUCACUCUGGUCGACUCAAGAUGAAGAUGAUUAUCCGACAUGUACUGUUGGCGGCAAAUCACGCCUCCCGUAUUUGGACCGAUUUGGCGCUGCUAUAGUUCUGGGAUGCCGCCACAGUGACAUCCUCAUAGGCUACAUCGGAGGGUUUGUAGCACGCGCCUCAUCAGUGGGGAUCUCGUUGUUUAUCCCCCUUUUUGUUAACCACUAUUACCGAGUCCUGGGCGCCUGCAAUGACGACCGCAGCGAAGGGCCCGGAGAUAUCAAGCACUCUUGUCCUGAUGCGUACAAGUUGGCCUCGAUCCUGACAGGCGUUUCCCAGCUCGUGGCCUUGAUCGCUGCACCAGCCUUCGGGUACUGGUCUGAUAAGUCUCGCCGGUACCACCUGCCGCUCCUCCUUGCUUGCUUGGCCGGUGUGAUCGGAUACACGGCGUUCCCACUUCUCCCCACACCCAAGUUCAGCGGAGAAGGCGGAAGUCCGAGUGUAUUUGCCAUAAUGAGUUUAAUCGGUAUCAGUCAAAUUGGAGCGAUUGUCUGCAGCUUAGCCGUAUUAAGCAACGGCAUCCUGGGUAUCAGUCUAAAUGAGGAGAUCCCGAGGCAGGCGUUCGACGCUGAGACAGAACCAUACGCUGAAGUCAGUGCUUCUCGAGCCAGCGACAUGGACAGCGGCGCAGACCGGCAGCCACUACUCGCAAGGCCCAGGAAUCAAAGACAGCAGCAGUUGUCCCAUUUGAAAGGAUCAAUAGCCGGCGUGUACUCCUUGUUUGGUGGUGCAGGUAUUCUCCUCCUGACUAAGCUGGGUGGUCUCCUCUUCGAUGUUUUGUCUUCAGGUACUCCGUUCUACAUCAUGGCUGGUUUCAAUGGUGCAUUGCUCCUGGCGGGCAUUGUGGGUUGUCUUGUCAAGCGCUCGAGGUAAAGUGCAUUCUUUGGAGGUUACUUAGAUCUUAUAUACAGAAUGUUCAUUUUCCUUUCAUGUCAUCUUCUCGCAUCUGUUUCAGAAAUAUAUCCAUGCAAAUCACACAUGCCCCAAAUUGGCGCAAGAGGACAAGAAGGUAAAACG